Molecule: messenger RNA, 939 nt
Organism: Rotaria sordida
Lineage: Eukaryota; Metazoa; Rotifera; Eurotatoria; Philodinida; Philodinidae
Source: the annotation of a GenBank genome assembly
AUGGACACCCAAUUAACUGAAAAACAAGUGUCGAAAUCCGGUGAAUUAACUGAAGUGACUGUGGACUCAACAUCUGAAGUUAAUUUAUCGACUGUAAUGAAUAAUACUUCAGAAUCACAAUCACAACUACAAAAUACUGCAAUUAAUAUAGAUGAUCGUUUUGGUCCUAGUUGUGCUUCUGUUUUAUCGGAUAUCGAAAUUUUUGACAAUAUAAUUAAACGAAGUAAAUGUGUAGAUCGUUAUCGACGAUUGUACCUUUUUAUAGGUUGUAUUCCAACACUUAUUAUUACAUGUUUAAUAUGGAUUAUAUGGGCCUGUAUAAAUUGUGACGAGAACGUUUCUUUCUGUGAAACAUCGCACACAUUACAUACAGUUGGUAUUGUAUUCGCUUGUGUCACUGCUUUGAUAUUCUUUUGGGCCAUUUAUUAUGGUGCAAAACAUUAUAUGAAUGAACGAAUUUAUGCAAUUUUACGGAAUAAUGUUCGUUAUUUAAUUAAACUUGAAGGUGAACAAUGGAUUUCAUACGUUAAUUAUUUAUACGGACCUGAUCGUGCGAGUUUUAUGCAUUUAGGAGCUGUUGGAGCUUUUACAUUUUGUUGUUGUCGUCGGCCACAUUACCAACAAUUGAUUGAACGAGGUUAUGGUUAUAUCGUCUUGUGUAAACAUGGUUUCGUACUUGAUGAAAUGUUCAGUGUCGUUCGUAAUGAUACACACAACAUUUUGAAAGUGGCACAUCUUUUGGGUACAGGAUUAAGGGUGUAUCUUCUUCGAACGGACGCCAAAGUUUUGUUCAGUAAUUAUGACAGCAUGGAAACACGAGCACGAAAAGCUCAAUUAGCAGCCAUUCAACAAACAACGCCAUUGGAUAUUUACUUACCCAAUACAAUAUCUGCAACUACAGCUGUUCUUCUCGCAUUACAGAUUGAACAUGGAAUCUAG